UUUAAUUGAGUCAGUUUAUUUUAGCGGGUCCAUUAUAUUAAAACUAGAACUCGGCUAAUUGAAAUGAAGGCGGCUUAGACGUUGGAAAUUACAUAGGGACGGUGAAGGCAGCACUGCCAUCACUGAUCGGUGGUAGGAAAACAUGGCGGCGUCUGUUUUGGUCCGAAGGUUAGCAGCUCUGUCAGGGUUUUCUGCUGUGGGCGCUGGGGCUUACGGAGCCCACGGUUUCAAAAACAAAGACCCCGAUGACUACCGAAUGACGCUGUAUGAAACUGCCAACAAAUACCAUUUCUACCACAGCCUGGCCCUGCUGGGUGCCGCACACUGCAGAAAACCUCUUGUGGCCGGCACCAUCCUUCUGGCGGGGAUGGGGAUGUUCUGCGGCCCCCUGUACCACCAGGCUUUGACCGGAGACCCCAGCCUGAGCAAAGCGGCUCCCGUGGGUGGUGUAGCUAUGAUGGCCGGCUGGCUGGCCAUGAUUCUCUGAAGUGUGACAGCUCACAUCUUCUCCAGAGGGCCACCGUGCCCCCAGCAAACUGUCAGACCUCGAAUGGUUGAAGUGGAGAGCUUGUAGGGAGUUUGCUGAAGGGAAGAGCCGAGUUAUAAUGUCACCCGUCCAUCGGCUGCCUGCCUCUAGGAGGUGGAUGUCAGCGGGAGAUAAGGUCGCAACAGGAUUAUCACUUUUCAGCCGCUGCUGUCUGACUCUGAUUACUGCCUUGUGACUGUUUUGCUGAACUUUAGAAGAAAAUGAAUGCAGUUUGUUUUAAAUGUUCCCAACCCUACAGCCAUGGAUCAUUUCUAAUGAGUUGUCAGCUUUGGACAAGAAAUGAAUGCACUAAUGAGCUAGCAGAAAUUACAAAUGCUGUGGUAUAUUUUUCUGUAUAAAUCUUUGCAAAGGUAUCCUGAAAUUAUGGCUUGUUUAUAUGUUACUAAGGUCCGCGAUAUGCCUAAGAAAAUUAUCCUUUCCAUUAAUGUUGAAUUUUUUUAAAAUUUGUCAGCUAUUACCUGGUUUCCUACAGAUUGAUUAUUGUUGAUUAAAAUCCCUUGAAAUAAAUUCUCAAGACUUCA
Messenger RNA from Girardinichthys multiradiatus, 1068 nucleotides. It is a transcript of the gene tmem256, whose product is annotated as transmembrane protein 256. Bases 143 to 487 code for a protein of 114 amino acids. The record is from RefSeq and is a predicted model, not a curated record. The transcript is spliced from 4 exons. NCBI's taxonomy places the organism in Eukaryota, Metazoa, Chordata, Actinopteri, Cyprinodontiformes, Goodeidae.